Molecule: messenger RNA, 393 nt
Organism: Paracoccidioides brasiliensis Pb18
Exons: 2
Coding region: 1-393 (130 amino acids)
Biological process (GO): protein insertion into mitochondrial outer membrane; mitochondrial outer membrane translocase complex assembly
Cellular component (GO): mitochondrial outer membrane
Source: RefSeq, a predicted model, not a curated record
AUGUCCGCUUCUCCGACUUUCAGUUUUGCUUCCUGUUUUUCUCCCCAGUCAGCUUCAACUUAUAUGGUAACGUCGCAUCUACAUUCAUCCUCCGAUGAAGACGAAAUUGCCUCAUUACCUUCCGUUUCCGCCUCUGAUUCUUCGCUAGAAGGGGGCUUCAGCGAUGGGGAUGAUGAGUCCGAUGCCGAAACGGAGUGGAAGGAAAGUAUACAGCAGUUAGAAUUACUUCUCACUAUGGUGAUUAUACCGUUUGUCGGCAAGUAUUUGGGAAGGAAAUGUGCUUAUUUGGGAUGGGCGAAAAUGAUGGAAUGGAAGUACCCAGUGGAAGUUGUUGUCCAGAAUAAGGCUGUUUCACGCGCUGCUGGAGUUAUUGAAGCUCAGGCUUCUCUGUGA